This is a messenger RNA of Nicotiana tabacum (common tobacco), 450 nucleotides long. RefSeq lists its product as uncharacterized. Lineage: Eukaryota; Viridiplantae; Streptophyta; Magnoliopsida; Solanales; Solanaceae. The record is from RefSeq and is a predicted model, not a curated record.
AUGGCGAUUACUAACGAGGACAAUGGAUCGACUCACGAAGCUGUAGCUGUAGCACCAGUGAUCGAUCAGCAUCAUCCAUUGUUUCUGCAACCGAGUGACACUCCAGGCAGUUCUCUCAUCUCUGUCAAGCUCAUAGGACCUGAGAAUUACACUUUGUGGAGUAGUGCUAUGGGCGUUAGUCUGCUAGGUAAAAGUAAGCUAGGGUUUGUAAAUGGAAGGUAUAGAAAAGAAAAGUUUCCUCUUGUUCUUCAUGAACUCUGGGAAAAAUGUAAUGCUAUAGUCCUAUCGCGGAUUAUGAACUCUGUGUGUGCUGAAUUGCUAAGUGACAUGGUCUAUGCUUCGAGUGCUGACAAAGUGUGGAUGGACCUCAAAGAGACAUUUGAUAAAGUUAAUGGUUCUAGAGUGUUAUAUCUGCAUAAACAAAUUGCAACUCUGGCUCAAGGACUGUAA